Aureobasidium vineae is the source of this 2037-nucleotide messenger RNA. The record is from the annotation of a GenBank genome assembly. NCBI's taxonomy places the organism in Eukaryota, Fungi, Ascomycota, Dothideomycetes, Dothideales, Saccotheciaceae.
AUGCAUCAUCUACUUGCCCUUCUUGGGCUUGGACUGGCAGUCCGGGCUCAAACAUGCUGGGAAAACUUGACCUGCACCGGUCCUCUCGAAAGUGCUUUCCCAGGUGAUUGGGAAGCCAACAUCUUUGCACCUGCUUCUCGUACCGUCUCUCCAACUUGGAUCCUGUCCCUCACGAAUGCUUCGAUUAUCUCGAGGUGGCCUGGUCCCGCCCACAUCUCUGGUAACGGGUCAGCGCUCGUCUUCGACUUUGGUAAAGAGGUGGGAGGCUUGGCCACGAUAUCUUACACAGCACAAGGCACUGGUGCCCUGGGUCUAGCCUUCAGCGAAGCAAAGAACUGGAUCGGCUUAUGGUCCGACUCAUCCAAUGGAAGAUUCCAGGCAGGCGAUGGAGCCAUCUACUCGAACUUCAGUACCUCUGGCAAAUACAGCUAUACUAUGGACAAAGUUCAUCUACGUGGUGGCUUUCGUUAUCUUACUCUAUUCUUGAUCACCAACGAAACCACUUCCUCUAUCGACAUCAACGACAUAACACUCGAGAUUGGCUUCCAACCUACUUGGAGCAAUCUACGUGCUUACUCUGGCUAUUUCGACUGCAGCGAUGAUGACUUGAACAAGAUCUGGUAUAGCGGCGCAUACACCUUGCAGACCAAUUCUGUGCCUGUCGACACUGGCCGUAAUUUUGUCGCGAGUGGCUGGAACAAUAGUGGUGCUCUCGCAAAUGGCUCCACGGUAAUCGUGGACGGAGCCAAGAGGGACAGAGCGGUAUGGCCUGGAGACAUGGGCAUCGCGGUACCAGCUACUUUCGUCAGUAUCGGAGACCUGGAAAGUGUUGCGAAUGCCUUGCAGACCAUGUAUGAUCACCAAAAUGAAGACGGAUCUUUCCCGGAAGCUGGACCCCCAUUAUUGCAGCAGGGCUCUGAUACCUACCAUAUGUGGAGUAUGAUAGGGACCUACAAUUACUUGUUGUACACCAACGAUACUGCAUUCCUGAACAAGAACUGGGAUCGGUAUCUACAUGCCAUGCAGUACAUCUACGCCAAGGUUCACCAGCCAUCUGGACUGCUCAACGUAACGGGUACGCGUGAUUGGGCUCGAUGGCAGCAAGGCUUCAACAACAGCGAAGCCAAUAUGAUUUUGUAUCAUACACUUGUGACAGGAGCUGAGCUUGCGACUUGGCAGGGAGACACGACUGGUCUUGCUCAGAUUUACACAUCUCGUGCUGCUAACCUCAGCACUGCGAUCAAUAAGUAUUGCUGGGACACUCCAUUUGGAGCUUUCAAAGACAAUGCUACAGACACACAGCUACACCCCCAAGAUGCCAAUAGCAUGGCCGUCUACUUUGGCGUCGUCCCUCCUUCAUCCUCGUCUGCUCAGAGCAUCUCGUCCAGACUCACAGACAACUGGACUCCCAUCGGUGCAGAAGCUCCCGAACUGCCAAACAACAUUUCACCAUUUAUCUCUUCUUUCGAGAUCCAGGCACACCUUGUCGCUGGCCAGAGUAAGCGGGCACUAGAUCUGAUACGCCGCAGCUGGGGUUGGUAUCUCCAUCACCCCAAUGGUACAGGCAGUACUGUCAUUGAAGGCUAUCUCAAGAAUGGAAGCUUCGCCUACCGCAAUUCACGAGGCUAUAGCUACGAUGAAAGCUAUGUCUCACACAGUCACGGCUGGUCAGCAGGGCCCACUUCUGCCUUGACCAAUUACAUCGUCGGUCUUUCCGUUACCGGCCGUGUAGGGUCGACAUGGACACUCAACCCGCAAUUCGCUGAUCUGAAGUAUGCUCAGGCAGGAUUCAUGACUUCUUUGGGCAAGUUCAGCGCAGGCUGGAAUGUCACGGAUGGUGGUAGAGCGUACUCUUUGUGGUGGAAGGUGNCUCAGGGAACUUCCGGCAAUGUCACACUGCCUCCCCUGCCAUCCGGUAAGACAGGCAAAGUGACAAUAGACGGAAGGAGCUUCAAGAACAAAAGUGUCAACAAGAAAGAUGGCUUGGUAUUUGAGAUUGGUGGAGGUAAUCAUUCUAUAGUUGUUAUUAGCAAGUGA